Polistes canadensis is the source of this 1291-nucleotide messenger RNA. Its product is annotated as sodium-coupled monocarboxylate transporter 1-like. Gene Ontology annotation, molecular function: symporter activity. NCBI's taxonomy places the organism in Eukaryota, Metazoa, Arthropoda, Insecta, Hymenoptera, Vespidae. The record is from RefSeq and is a predicted model, not a curated record. Gene Ontology annotation, cellular component: membrane. Gene Ontology annotation, biological process: transmembrane transport; sodium ion transport.
UUACAUUUCCGGUAUUUCGAUGCUCGGAUUACCCGCAGAGAUGUACGUUUACGGGACACAAUUGUGGAGUAUCAUUAUUGCCGAUUUCUUCGUUUCCCUUACAAUGGCCAUAGUUUAUUUGCCAGUUUUUUACGGACUUCAAAUUACCUCCUCCUACGAGCAUGGACCCGGAUCCUACUGUGAGGCAUACUUUCUGGACCGUCGUUAUUGGUAAUUACCUGAAUUGGCUGGCCACUUGUUCGGUUAAUCAAGCAAUGGUGCAAAGGUGUCUGGCAAUGCCCAAUUUGAAAAAAUCCAAUAUAACAAUCAUGAUAAUGGCUGUUGGUAUAGUAACAAUUGUUUCUUUAUGCUGCUACACCGGAAUCGUUAUUUUCGCAGCAUUCUACAAGUGUGAUCCCAUAUCAACGAAGCAAAUACGGAAACCCGAUCAGUUGUUGCCAUACUUUGUGAUGGAGAUAGCACGAUCGAUACCUGGUUUACCUGGGCUAUUCGUUUCUGGAGUUUUCAGUGCUGCUCUCAGCACAAUGUCAACCGGUUUGAAUUCAAUGUCCGGCGUUAUUUACGAAGAUAUAAUAAAACCCUGCUUGAGAAAACCAAUAUCUAACGUUGGUGCUAGUAGAAUAAUGAAAUUAAUAGUCAUUGUUAUUGGUAUCAUUUGCGUUGGAUUGGUUUUCUUAGUUGAAAAACUCACCACAUUGAUUCAGGCUGGUAAAAGUUUAUCGGGUAUAACAGCUGGUCCACUUUUAGGAAUUUUCACGUUGGGCAUGUUUUUUCCAUUUGCCAAUUCUACGGGUGCAUUAAUAGGUGGUAUAAUCAGUUUAAAUCUAGUUGCUUGGAUAUCAUUUGGUACCCAAGCUGCCAUUUCUAAUGGUAAAAUAAUCUUCACGGAAAAACCAGUUUCCGUGGAUGGAUGUGUCGACACGUUGAAAAUUACAGCAGCAAAUAUGACGGUUAUCGUUGAAAAUGCAGUCAGAGAGCAACCAUUCUUUUUAUAUCGAAUGUCCUAUUUAUGGUACACGUGGGUGGGAUUUCUUACAGCGAUUUUAAUCGGCGUUAUUGUCUCCUGGAUUACUGGCCCGAAUAAAUACAAAAUAGGAGAUAUAAAACUGUACACGCCUAUCAUACACGGUUUCUUACGUUCUAAAGUUUCUAAGAAAAGGAACAAGAUGGAACUUAAAAGGAGAGGAGCAGAAAGGAAAGACGUACAUCAGUCAUCAGGAUGUUAGCGAAUAUCUUGUAUUCUAAAUUACAUAAGUAAAUACCAUAAAUUCAGACUGUGAUUUUCUAGUAA